Messenger RNA from Bombus pascuorum, 2415 nucleotides. It is a transcript of the gene phtm, whose product is annotated as cytochrome P450 306a1. NCBI's taxonomy places the organism in Eukaryota, Metazoa, Arthropoda, Insecta, Hymenoptera, Apidae. Gene Ontology annotation, molecular function: heme binding; iron ion binding; oxidoreductase activity, acting on paired donors, with incorporation or reduction of molecular oxygen, reduced flavin or flavoprotein as one donor, and incorporation of one atom of oxygen. Gene Ontology annotation, cellular component: intracellular membrane-bounded organelle; cytoplasm. The transcript has 8 exons. The coding region runs from base 791 to 2290 and encodes 499 amino acids. Gene Ontology annotation, biological process: xenobiotic metabolic process. The record is from RefSeq and is a predicted model, not a curated record.
UGUCCUAGGACCGUAGGGUCUUAGGGUUUAGAUUAGAGCAACGAUAUUGUAACACAUUAAUAGCGGUCGAAAAGUUCUUGGAAUUACCAAAGAUAAAUCGGAAAGCGAAAAGAAAUUAGAAAUUUAGUCGCGUCCACGAAAUAUCACAAAUGGACUGACAAACAAAAUAGCAAGAAACGACGAGAGGAAGCUAUUAGCAUAGGUAGCUUGUGUCAGCAAUACUUUUGGUAACUUCAGAGCGCGACGUGGUUCUUUGUAACUGUUCUAAUCGUAGUAUUUUACAUCAAAAUAACAAAUAAUGUGUGUUUAAGGAUGCAAUAUAGAAAUAAUUAUAACUACAACGUUAGAGUGAACAUUAUACAUAUAAUGUAUAUAACCCUCGUAUAAAAUACAAAAUUCUAAAGCGAUUCAUAUUAUACCAGAAUAAGCAGAUCGUUCUGACCGUCUUGAUCGUGUAGCCGUAUCUCAAUUGUAAAACGGUUGAUCGACUAUUUGAAAGUCAAAAAUUUAAAUUGUUUCUAUUCUUACUUGUGUCCGACUUAACGGACUACUGGGGAUUGCCAGUCAAUCGUUUUCGGUGUAACUAGGUAGUUCCAUCGUUUAAUAUCCGCUAAAAUAGCAUUCAUACACAUAUUCUCGCUCAACUCCAAUUACGUCUUAGUUCGGUGUUACCGUCAAUAAAUAUUUGCUACGUUUUUACGUUAAUAAUUACGUAACGCAGCAAACAUCGUUUCGGAAGAUUCAAUUGAAUCGCUCGAUGCUUCAUCGGAGCUUCGCAAACUGAUUCACGAUGAACUUCGUUUGCGCGAUAUUGGUUUUAUUCGUUUCCAUUCUUGUAUACGUUUUCUAUGUAAAUCGGAAGGUACGUCGUCUACCACCUGGUCCUUGGCAACUUCCGAUCGUCGGCUAUCUUCCAUGGAUCGAUGCAGAAAAACCGCACGAAACUCUGACGAAUUUAGCCAGAGUUUAUGGUCCUAUAUGUGGAUUCCGCAUGGGUUCCGUUUAUACCGUUUUAUUGUCGGAUCCUCAAUUAAUAAAGCAGACCUUCUCGAAGGAUAUGUCCACCGGUAGAGCACCUUUGUACCUUACACACGGAAUUAUGAAUGGAUAUGGUUUAGUUUGCGCGGAGGGAGAACGGUGGAAGGAUCAGAGAAAAUUCGUUAGCAAUUGCUUACGAAACUUUGGAAUGAUAAAGCACGAAGGACCAAAACGAGAGAAAAUGGAGAAACGAAUAUCCGAUGCAGCAAAUGAAUGUGCAACGGCACUGAAAAAUCGCGGGGCAAAUGGACCGAUCGAUCCAUUAAAUACGCUUCAUCAUUGUAUGGGUAAUCUUAUUAAUAGCAUCGUAUUUGGAAAGACCUAUAAGGAGGAAGACGAAGUUUGGAAAUGGCUAAGACAUUUGCAAGAAGAAGGAGUGAAAGAAAUUGGUGUCGCUGGACCGCUCAACUUUUUACCUUUUCUCAGAUUCUUACCACGAUACGGCCGAACGAUACAAUCAAUCGUCGAUGGAAAGGAGAAAACGCAUAAAAUAUAUCGGGAAAUACUCGAAGAACACCGUGCACAAAUCACGCAAGCAUCAGAAAAUAAGGAUAAAGUCGAGAGUUUUUUGGCAGCAUUCGACGAACAAAUGAGGAAAGAAAACGGUACAAAAUCCGGCUUUUUCACAGAACCCCAACUGUACCAUUUAUUGGCGGAUCUUUUUGGUGCUGGAACUGACACUACUUUGACUACCUUUCGUUGGUUCCUCUUAUUCAUGGCUGCCCAUCCUAUGGAGCAGGAAAAGGUACAAUCGGAGAUGGAUCUAUGUUUGAAGGAAGGGGAGCAGCCGACUCUAGACGAUAGAAUCGCUAUGCCUCGUCUCGAAGCUGCUAUAGCCGAAGUGCAAAGGAUAAGGACUGUUACACCACUCGGUAUUCCUCAUGGAACAUCAGAGGAUAUGCGAAUAGGUGAUUACGAUGUACCACGCGGUACCAUGAUCGUGCCGAUGCAGUGGGCUAUUCACACCGAUCCUGCUUACUGGCAAGAUCCUCUCGAAUUUCGACCCGACAGAUUCCUAUCCGAUGAUGGAAGUUUCUUCAAACCGGAAUCGUUUCUCCCAUUUCAAAGUGGAAAACGCGUUUGCGUCGGAGAGGAACUCGCUAGGAUGAUACUAUUUUUGUUCGCCGGAAGGAUACUGCGUGCAUUCAUUGUAUCCGUACCACCGGACGAGAUGAUCGAUCUCGAAGGCGAUUGUGGCAUUACGUUAGUCCCGAAACCACAUCGCUUGAUGUUCGUUCCGCGACAUCAAUAAUCAACGAUUAUAAUCAAUAAAAGAUGUAGAUCUGGUAAAACGACUGUUGUAAUACGAUCGAUCAUCGUUACAAAUUACAACUAUCACAAGCGUGUUUUACGAAAAUAUACACUUUUCAUAAUUAA